This is a messenger RNA of Ostrea edulis (European flat oyster), 3046 nucleotides long. RefSeq names its product protein starmaker-like. The coding region runs from base 60 to 2861 and encodes 933 amino acids. Lineage: Eukaryota; Metazoa; Mollusca; Bivalvia; Ostreida; Ostreidae. Gene Ontology annotation, cellular component: nucleus. The transcript is spliced from 9 exons. The record is from RefSeq and is a predicted model, not a curated record. Gene Ontology annotation, molecular function: zinc ion binding.
GUUUACUUAUACGCCAAUGAAAUAAAUUGACUCGUAAAAUAUACGUCUUUUCUUUCAAAAUGGCGAGUAGACGUGAUAAAAAAUCCUUCACCAGUGAAGUUAUUGAGAUAGAGAGUCUUCUUUUGAAUCUAAAGCAAAGGACAAAGAGGAAGUUGGCAGACUGUGAUUCAGAUGUGAAUUCACAGGAUUCCUGGAACAAAGAUGCCUUCUUUCAACGAGUUCAAACCUUCUCUAUUACUACAUGGUUUGGAAAACCUUCAGAGCUCUCUCCUCUACAGUGUGCAAAGUAUGGCUGGAUAAACUCGGAGUCAGACAUGCUGCAGUGUGUUGUGUGCCGGGCCGUGAUCUGUGCUGCAUUACCUGUGAACUAUGACCCUAAAGUCUAUCAAAGUUGUGUUAAAAAGUUAACGGACAAACUUACAUCUGCUCAUGAAUAUGCUUGCAAAUGGAGGUCAAACCCAACUCCAGAUUCUCUGAUUCGUGUUCCAACUCACAGUAAAGCAGAGGUUAAAGAAGAAUUCAACAAACGGUUACAGAGUCUGCUGCCAUGUGGAAAUAAACUUCCUUAUAUCAACAUCACAACAAUGGAGACUCAGGGGGUCACAGAUGAAACACUAAUAACUCUUGUACAACACCAGUUGAUUAGUUCUAGUAGGGAGGGGACGGAGGACUUGGAAAUUAUGAAAAGAGCAUCAGCCAUAUCACUUUGUGGAUGGAAAAACAGGUCAGAUGAUGUAGAAGAUAUCUUGUCCUGCGACUUCUGCCGAAGAAACAUCGGGUUGUGGAACUACAAGAGUCCACAUUGGUACCAGACUUAUCAAGAGAGUGAGUGUGACACUGCACAAAAUUCUAGUCCGAGUCUGACGGAACCCGUCAGUCAAAACAAAUAUCAAAAUGGUGUCGGGAAAGGAAAUGUAAAUUCUGGUGAAAACAAAUCACCUGACCAUGUACUCGAGUCGAGUGCUAAUGUGGAUCAGGGACAGAGUGAAUCAAGUGACAAUGGAGCUUCUGCUAAUGAUGGACAAUGUGAAAGGUGUGAAAGUGAUGGGCAAUGUGAAAGGUGUGAAAGUGAUGGAGAUAAAGGAAAUAAUUCAAUCUCAGAGACACAUUCUGGCUCAACAGAGGAAACGACAAAUAUGGACAUUGAUGACAGUGAAUUGACAAAAAAUAAAGAUGUGAAGAGUUCAGAGGACUCUCUAGACAUGUUAGUAGUACAAACCUGUCAUACAUGUGAAAGUGGCAGCAACGAUAAUGCAAGUCCUGCAAGAGAUUCUGAUGAUAGGGACUCAAAUGAAGACAAAACUGCAAGUCCUGCAAGAGAUUCUGAUGGGAGGGAUUCAAAUGAAGACAAAACUGCAAGUCCUGCAAGAGAUUCUGAAGGGAGCGACUCAAAUGAAGACAAAACUGCAAGUCCUGCAAGAGAUUCUGAAGGGAGGGAUUCAAAUGAAGACAAAACUGCAAGUCCUGCAAGAGAUUCUGAUGAUAGGGACUCAAAUGAAGACAAAACUGCAAGUCCUGCAAGAUAUUCUGAUGAUAGGGACUCAAAUGAAGACAAAACUGCAAGUCCUGCAAUAGAUUCUGAUGAUAGGGACUCAAAUGAAGACAAAACUGCAAGUCCUGCAAGAUAUUCUGAUGGGAGGGAUUCAAAUGAAGACAAAACUGCAAGUCCUGCAAGAGAUUCUGAUGGGAGGGACUCAAAUGAAGACAAAACUGCAAGUCCUGCAAGAUAUUCUGAUGGGAGGGACUCAAGUGAAGACAAAACUGCAAGUCCUGCAAGAGAUUCUGAAGGGAGGGAUUUAAAUGAAGACAUAGAGGAUAAAACAAGUCCUGUAAAAGAUUCAGAUGAGAGAGAUUUAAAUGAAAACGGAGAGGAUAUAGCAAGUUAUGUAAGAGAUUCUGAAGGGAGGGAUUCAAAUGAAGACAUAGAAGAUAAAACAAAUCCUGUAAGAGAUUCUGAUAAGAGGGAUUUAAAUGAAGACAAAGAGGAUAUAGCAAGUUCUGUAAGAGAUUCUGAUGAGAGGGAUUUAAAUGAAGACAAAGAGGAUAUAGCAAGUUCUGUAAGAGAUUCUGAUUGGAGAGCAGACAAAGAUGGACAAGAAAAUGAAGACUGUGAUUCCACUGGUGAAACACGGCAAAAAAGCCAAUCAGAGACAGAUACUAAUAGCAUUAAGGGAACAGAGUCUAGUUGUGAACUGGUAAAGUCCAAUGGAUGUUCAGAGGAGACUAAGGGGAAUAUAACAGCAAAUGGUGUUGACACCAAAGGUAAUUUUUGUCCUUUGAGUUUAGAACUUAAUCAUGACCAGAAAGAUUUGCAUACAGAAGAAGAGGACAGUGAAAAUGAGAACACAAUUCCUAAUGGUGAAACAGAAAGCAAGUCGGAGACAGGUACUGAUAGUGAUAAAGACAUGAAAUCUGGUCAUGAUGCAGUCAAGUCCAAUAGUUGUUCGGAAGAGGAAAUGAAUGGGGGUAAUACUAAAGCUGUUGCCACUGAAGAGACAGGUGAAGCUCUGAAAUCACCAGAUAUGCCACCAGGUGCUGAAUCGAUAAAUGGUCCCUCUGAUAUUGGAGAGCUGCCAAGAAAGAGAUUGAAAUUGGAAGAAAAAGACAGUUUUGAUCCUCUGGCAGAGCAUCGAACAUGGUGCCCUUGGUUACAGAAAUCAUGUGACACAAGCCCUUGGAAGCAGUCAAAAAGUGAUGAAUUGUUACCAUGGAAGAAAAUACUAAACAUGGUGUGUCCCCAUCUGAAGGAGAAGAAUCCCCGUGAAAUGUCCCUCAGCUUUCAGUACAAAGAGGUGUCCCCAGUUGUAGCAUUAGAGAGAGUGCGCAGAAUAUUGAAUGACUGGACAGACAUGCAUGAUUAAAAUGGAAAGUUAUCAUUCAAACAGACUGAAUGGGAAAAAAACCCAUGCCAUACUAGUACUUUGAUGAAGCUAAAUUUUGUUGUAUUCCUUGUCUAUCUAGGAGAUGUAUUUCCUUCCCAUCAAAGUAUACAAAUGUUGAAAUUGUUCUGAAUACAUGUAUGUUAAUAAAAUUUGAGGAGAAUUCU